Molecule: messenger RNA, 2005 nt
Organism: Rubroshorea leprosula
Lineage: Eukaryota; Viridiplantae; Streptophyta; Magnoliopsida; Malvales; Dipterocarpaceae
Source: the annotation of a GenBank genome assembly
AGUUUGAAAGGGUAGCAGCCCAAGUAGCACGGGUAGACAUGAAGAAUGAAGAUUUUAUGCUGGAAGAAGAUGAGGUACAUGAAAGACAGGAGGGCUUUCAAGAGAUAUGGGACAUGUUGAGGAAAAGGGAAGCUUUAUGGAGGCAGAAGUCAAGAAGUAACUGGGUAAAAUUGGGGGAUGCAAAUACUAGGUUCUUCCAUAAAAUUGCAAAUGGACGGAAGGCUUGUAAUGGCAUUGUAGGGCUCUCGUGUGAUGGACAAUGGGUGGAGGAGCCAGAGAUGGUAAAAAAGGUGGCUGUUGAUUACUUUCAAAAGUUUUUUUGUGGAGAAUCAUGGAAUCGUCCAAAACCUUCCGGUAUUACUUUCAAGCAGAUAACUGAGGAGAUGAGGGUAUGGCUAGAAAGACCAUUUUUGGCAAAAGAAAUCGAGGAUGGAUUGAAGAAUUGUGAGGGGAAUAAAGCACCAGGACCGGAUGGAUACAACUUCAAUUUUAUCAAAUUUGCCUGGAAUAGCUUGAAGGAGGAUUUUGUAAGUUUCUUUGGGGAGUUCCAUCAACAUGGCAGGUUUGGUUUUGGAGUGCGAUGGAGAGGAUGGAUAAAAGAGUGUCUUUCAACAGCCAGAAUCUCGGUGUUAGUGAAUGGAAGCCCAACCGAGGAGUUUAUGAUAGUUAAAAAAGCUGAGUCAGAGGGCCUGUUACAUGGAAUUGAUGUGGGUAGCAAGGGAUUGACUAUUUCAUUGCUCCAAUUUGCAGACGAUACGGUGAUUUUGGGAAAAGCAAAUGGAGAGAAUAUUUUUACGAGGUGGUUAAAUGGAGCAUCAUCUGUUUUGAGAUGUGGUGUUGGGGAGUUACCUUUUGUGUAUUUGGGAAUGCCAGUGGGUGGCAAUCCUGGGACUAAGAAGUUGUGGGACCCAGUGUUGAAUAAAUUUCGAACCAAGCUUGCCGUCUGGAAAUCUGCCUUGUUGUCCUUUGGCGGUCGCAUUACUCUGCUUAAUUCGAGGGAUUUUCUGUGGGGUGGGGCUGAAUUAAAGAGGAAGAUUCCUUGGGUUAGCUGGGAGAUGGUAUGUCGUAGUAAGGAGAAGGGUGGGUUAGGAGUCAUGGAUUUGAGGAGGAGGAAUUGGGCACUUUUAGGGAAGUGGUGGUUUAGGUUGGGUGAGGGUGGUGAGAGCUUAUGGAAACGGGUUGUGUGGGAUAAAUAUUAUGGGGGUCGGAGGGAGGUAGACAUCAGGGCAGUGGAGAGUGUGAGGAUGUCUAGGAUUUGGAGGGAUGUUAUUAGUGUCAGGGGGAGCUCUAUCAAAUUACAAGACAUGUUAGGGAAGGGGUUUAGGUGGAUGGUCGGUGAUGGAAGGCAAGUAGGGUUUUGGCAUGAGAUUUGGGUGGGGGAUAUAUCUCUAAAGGAGUUAUGCCCUAGGUUAUGCGAGCUAGCUAUGAAUAAGGAUGGUAUGGUUAGCGAAAUGGGGAUGUGGGAAGGGGGUUUCUGGAGAUGGAAUGUUGGCUGGAGAAGAGGGAGGUUGGGUCGAGAGAAGGGGGAGGAGGCGGUGCUGUGGGAGGUGCUCAGCAGAGUACAAAUCACGGAAGGUCGCGAAGAUUGCUGGACGUGGAGGCAUGAUGCGGAAGGGAGAUACGCGGUGAAGACAGCCUAUGAGUUUCUGUCACCAACGGAGUCCAUCCUUCCUGAUCAAAUUUGUAAUGUCCUGGUGGGGUCUGCAGGUUGUGAUGCCAAAUACAGUGGGAGGGGUGAUGGAGCUUUUCUUGUGGCUGGAAGUGUCUUCUCAUUAGUUGAUUGGAAACUUAAUCCACGGGAAUGUGCUGAUGCCAUGAGGAAGCAUAGAAGCUUGCUGCGAGCGUUCCAUAAGCACAAAGAUGGAAAGCAUGAUGAGUAGUGUGACUGGACUGUGUUGGAUUACAUGUUUAUUGGGAUUACUUUGUUUUAGUUAGAAUUUUGUUUUUGUUUGUAAUUGGGUUGGAGUACCCCUUGUACUCUAUCUAAUUAAAUCUGUUUUAUUUU